This is a messenger RNA of Cladophialophora immunda, 1604 nucleotides long. RefSeq lists its product as uncharacterized. Gene Ontology annotation, biological process: regulation of transcription by RNA polymerase II. The record is from RefSeq and is a predicted model, not a curated record. Bases 223 to 1449 code for a protein of 408 amino acids. The transcript is spliced from 4 exons. Gene Ontology annotation, molecular function: zinc ion binding; DNA-binding transcription factor activity, RNA polymerase II-specific. Lineage: Eukaryota; Fungi; Ascomycota; Eurotiomycetes; Chaetothyriales; Herpotrichiellaceae.
GGCUCGGAAAAAGUUUUCCCUCACAAAAGGGGAGAUAGGUGAAUCCGUUGAUAAAGGACGUCUCUCUCACUUUCUUCUUGACCAUCCCAUCUUCUUGCCAAAGCCCAUAUUGGCGAGGCUUCGAUAUUUCUCCCGACGGUUGGAUGAAAUGGCAUCUGGCCUGAGUUUCCAUCCCGGACAGUGCGGCGCACUCCUUCGUUUCUGCUAACACACGCCCCCGCAAUGCCUUACAUCCCGAAAAUCCGUCGAACACACAUCAAAUCCAGAACUGGAUGCAGCACUUGCAAGAAACACAAAGUCCGGUGUGACGAGUACAAGCCCGAAUGCACGCGAUGCCGCCGUCUAAACCUCAGUUGCGGAUAUACCGAACAGGGCUCGCAACAACCUGGCCAGCACAGCCUUCUUGCUACGAAUCCUGGAGAUACAUUGGCCUUGGUGUACCCUCCUCUGGCAGAUCUACCAGACAUCCAACUUCGGGACCGUUGCAUCUUCGCCCAUGUGGCCAGGAUGAUCCACCGUGUAGAAGAAUGUCAAAGCCAUGAACUCGCGUUUGGGACUCUUGUGCUGCCAGAGAUCCUCAAAAUCGCAGUCUCGUACGAUUUUGUCCGACAUGGUGUUUGCACGCUUGGGGCUCGUCAUCUAGCCCUGCUUACGCGCUCGGCAUCAAUGGUAUACGUGGAAUAUCAUCACCGAGGGGUAGCUCUCAAAGGCCUUCGCCAGUGUUUGGAAACCUUCUCUGAGGAACACAUCGAGGCAGUCAUUGCUGCUUCACUCUUGCUUUCUUGGCAGGCUCCUAAAAGUGACGAGUAUGCGCACACAAUGCAGGGGAUCUGUUCGGUCCUGCAUCAAGUAAAAACCGAGCGCUACCGCUCUACAUUUUCACACCUCCUUCUUCCAUCGAAGAAUACCGAGAUCGCGACUCAACUGGCGCAGAUGGACCCUGAUACUUUGCUCGACCGAGCCGAGCAGGCCAUGUCCGAAAUGCAACAAGCCCUGGGAAGAUCCGAGAGCUACCGUGGCAUCAGUUUAGGAAUUAAAGAACUCAAAAUCUACGUCACCAACUUGCGCAUGCAAGGCUCGAAUCCACCAUCGACUCAUCGGCAGUUGACGACGCUGUUCCCUAUCCGAAACUGGAUGUUUUGGAUUCCCAACGCCUUCGAACAACUGGCGCGAAAAGACCCUUUUACCAUGCUCUUCUUCGCCUGUUACGAGAUGAUCCAUCUGGCAAUCGCGCCCCUACUGCCCGCUGGAAAUCUACCGCUUGCGCUGUCGAUCAGGCCCAAGUUUAUCGAGCGAAUCAACAGCGAGUUUUUGGUUCUCGCACAGUCUGUAAUGGAUGCCGGGCAAUUUCCCCUGGAAGACGUCGCUUCCACUCUGCAGUUGUUUAGGAAUUUGAUGGCCGGCCCUCUCCGAUAUGCCAAACUGUACAAUGAAACGUCGAUCAAUUGACAUAUUUAUCGGGCAAUGGCACUUUCUGAGCUAGGCUAAAUACGUUCAGGCGCUGUUUGAUCUCGAGGUUAAUCGGCAUAACCUCUAUUUUGACCGGAUACAUAGAUUUACAUGACAAUGCGGAUGACGUUUUACCCUUUGAACCAGAAUCUGUG